AUGUUUUUGCUUGCUGAAGCAAGCAAGGCAGUUGUGGAUUUUCUCUUCACUCUUAUGUCCUUGCAUGUUGCAACCGUGACUAGGCUCCUCCUCUCUAAUGGUGGCAUGGUUGGUUGCUUAGGCAAACUUUACGAGAGUCUCGAAAAUCUCAGUGACACAUACAUGCAACCCAAUCUUAACAAAGACUCCCUGCUGAAACCCCAAGACAACAAUAAAUAG
Prunus armeniaca (apricot) is the source of this 219-nucleotide messenger RNA. The record is from the annotation of a GenBank genome assembly. Lineage: Eukaryota; Viridiplantae; Streptophyta; Magnoliopsida; Rosales; Rosaceae.